AACACCAACCCUGAAAGAUCCAAGUCACAGCAGUACUAGCCCAAGCAUCAUCAAUGACGAUGUGAUUAUUAACGGUCAUUCUCAUGAAGAGGAUAAUCCAUUUGCAGAGUACACGUGAAUGGAAAAUGAAGAGGAAUUCAACAGACAAAUAGAAGAGGAGUUGUGGGAAGAAGAAUUUAUUGAACGCUGUUUCCAAGAAAUGCUGGAAGAGGAAGAAGAACACGAAUGGUUUAUUCCAGCCCGAGAUCGCCCACAAACAAUGGACCAAAUCCAAGACCAGUUUAAUGACCUUGUUAUCAGUGAUCGCUCUUCUCUGGAAGAUCUUGUGGUCAAGAGCAAUCUGAAUCCCAAUGCAAAGGAGUUUAUUCUUGGGGUGAAGUACUGACAUGUCUGAGCAGCCGGCCACUUUUGGUGGAUGUAGCACAGCUUCCACACUGGGAAGGCAGUGUUAGAAGACUCCAUUGUAAAAGCUCUCUCGUCACUGUGUUACACUUAUGCAUUGCCAAAGUUUUUGUUAGUCUACUAUGCUUAAU
Molecule: messenger RNA, 533 nt
Organism: Apodemus sylvaticus (European woodmouse)
Lineage: Eukaryota; Metazoa; Chordata; Mammalia; Rodentia; Muridae
Product: polyadenylate-binding protein-interacting protein 2-like
Exons: 1
Coding region: 119-385 (88 amino acids)
Biological process (GO): negative regulation of translational initiation
Cellular component (GO): cytoplasm
Molecular function (GO): mRNA regulatory element binding translation repressor activity
Source: RefSeq, a predicted model, not a curated record